GUACUUUUAGAUGAUGUUUGUUUAGACAUCAGUUUCGGGUGUAUUAUAAUAACCAAAAUUAUAAUUAAAGAAUACAAGUUUACAGCCACCGUACAAUAGUUUAUUAAGUCGGAUAUCAUUAAACAGAUUCGUAAAUGAAGGCAGAAGUAAAAGUAAUGAACGAGUGGAAUAAGAGCCAUGGCUGAAGGAGGUCACCCUAAAGGCUUUAAAGUGACAUAUGGAACGCGGAAGGUUCUUGUCUACAACAAAACAUAUGCUGAAUUCUUAAAGAAAUGUAAGGAUAAAUUUAAGCUAGAGGAAAAAAGUCACGUGACAUUUACCCUCCCGGAGGAUGACACAGAAGUAGAUGAAGACUGCUUUGACGAUUUACCUGAUAGAUCGGACAUACAUCUACACGUGUCUGAGCAGAUAGGGGUUCAGACAGUGGUAUCUGGGUCUGAAAAUGUUGAAACAGACACCGAAAAUCAAUCAGGAAAUGGUGAUUCUCGGGAUGAUGAUUACUACAAUCGCUAUGACACAGGUAGUGAAGAGGAUUAUGGAGAUGUCUCUUGGUUUAAAUGGGAUGAUGAAGAAUCUAUAAAGGAACAUAUAUCAAAGUACGGUCAGAAUGGUCUUGAAUCACUACUGAAAGACAGUCUGGAAGGAUGGCGACGCCAACCAGUUAAUAUAGCUAUCAUAGGUCAAAGCGGGAAAGGAAUCGAGUCUGAUCAAUGCUCUUAGAAAUAUAACAGAAGUAGAUAGCAUGGCUGCAGAAGUGGGAGAAAAUGAAACAACAUUAGUAUGCAGACACUACCCACAUCCAGAGAAUGAAAACAUCGUAUACUGGGAUGUUCCGGGAUGCGGAACGAAACAUUUCCCUUCUGAGUCAUACUUAGAAAAAAUCCAGAUUUAUCGCUACGACGUUUUCCUGUUAGUUUCAUCAGGAAGAUUCCACGAGUUAGAUAUCUGGCUGGCAGGGGAACUUAAAAAGCGGAAGAAAAGACAUUAUUUCGUCAGAACGAAGACAGAUAUUGAUAUGGCAAAUUUUAAAAGGAGACAAAGGUUUGUAAAAUCUAAUGCAACUGAUGAUGAAUUAUUUAGAAAAUUAAAAGUAGAAUUCUCACAUCUCUUGGAACAACAGAUGAUAUAAAUGUGUUCCUGGUAUCAAAUCAUCAUCCUCAACAAUACGAAUUUCCAAAUCUACUCUUGAAUUUAGCUGAUGAGGCCAAUAUUCAUAAAAGGAUUUCACUUACAUUUGGUGUAGCUGGAUUGUCAACAGCUAUAUUAAAUGAAAAAGUAAACGCCCUACGACAGCGCACAGGCAAAAUAGCCAUUUUAGCAGCUUUAGGGUACAUGUAUGAACCUGCCAUGGAUCUACACAUACCACUUCUUAACAGCCUUUUGCAAAAUGAAUUAGUCUUUUAUAGACGUCAAUUGUCUUUAGAUGUAAACUCUUUGGAAAAACUUGCAAAUAUUGCACUGAUGAACCUGGAAAGUUUAAAGAAUUUAGUACAACUGAAAUCAAUACAAUCAAUUUCCGAAAAAGAUAUUGGUUUGUUGAUUGAUGAAGCUCAGAAGCAAACCGUCUUACAGAAACCUGACAUGACAGCACUAACAUUUCCGUUGUCGAUAUUAUUACUUCCAUACAAAAUUUGGACUUAUAAGAUAAUCAAGAACGUAUUAAGUAGUCAACUUACUCUGAUGGUAAAGGAUGCCAAAAAAGUGCUCGAAACUGUUGUGUCCAAGAAAGCAUUCACAGUAUAGGGUUAUAUGAAACUAAAGCUAAAUUCGUAACCAGUUUUGACACAAAUAUAUAGAGUGACUGAUAGUUAUUUUCAGAACUUUCUUUAGAGCAAGAAAUAAAACAAACAAAAAAGAUAGAAAUACGUUUAAUAUUCGGAAGUAAAUAGUCCUUUACAUGUAAUAUCAACAAAGUGAAACCUAAAUCAAUGUUUUCGGGUUUCAGUGACCUACAUUCGCAAAUUUAAAUGAAAAAAAACUUUAAAUUGAUACGAUUUCAAAGAAACCUAAAAGUCAGAAGUAUACUUGCAUCUAUUUGAAAUGACAAAGAAACUUUUAUUCCAUAUAGAAAAGAAAACAUUAAGUAAAAGAUAACAAGAGGUCAAAUGUGUUAAAGUCUCUUACUCAGGCAGUGUAUAGGACUUUCCCUUUGCUUCUGUAAAAUCCAGCAAUUCAUAUGUAGUAGUAGUCAUAAAAGCUUUAAGCCCUAAAUACGCUACGUGGAGCCACUUAAACGGAUUUAUGUCUAUACAAGGAUACUUCAAACCAAGAUCGGAGAACAUCCAGCUAGCUCAUGAAAGGAAUUUGUUUAUUUGUUUAUAUUUAGUAGUAAUUGCAGAUACUUUCAUACAAAUUUGGAAUCGGUCAAUGCGAGGACACAUCUGACCAUUUGUGAAAAUCAUAUUAAAUAAAGCAGUACUUGAAAAGUAGUUGUGAAAAGGUUUACUUUCCUAGCCCUCAUAGCAGAAGUGUCAAACCUGAGACAGAGCAAUGCAAUGAUGUCGGUUAAACAGAGACAAUGUAAAAAAGUUAUUAUCAAAUAUGAUUUUAUUGAGAACAUUUUGAUCAUGAGCAUCUUGUGCAUCAGGUCUAUGUCGAGAUAUUAACGGAGAAAAAACAAAUAUAACUAGAUUAAUAUAAUGCAUUAUGAUAUUUGUCGAGUGGAGACUAUUUUCUGUUUCGAGAAAGUAUUGUUUGCAAAGUUCAAUAUAACAACAAGUACCAUUAAAGAUGUAUUAUGCCGGCACUAUUUCACUAAAGUAGAAAAACCUCAUCAAACGUAUCUAAUUUAGCUAAACAUAACAAAUCUGUGUAUGUAGAGCUGCAUUUACAAUUAAACACCAUGUAGUAACAGUCUUUUUAGACGCACUAUGACUAGCUAUGUAAUAUUUGAGUGUGUACAAGCCUGUUUUAGCAUUCAAUACCGUUUUCUUUUACACAAUCUGCUUCUUUCUGUUUUACAUAGAUGCUGUGCAAUCAUCAUUCAUUUCGUUCAAAUAUGAAAAUUUGAUCAAAACUGAUAUCAAUCAAUAGAUAUUUCAGUUGAAAAGGGUAAAAAAAAAUGUUAUGGCACUUAUCUUGAAUAAGGCUGCAGUGUUCUAUCCCUGCAUUGAAAAGCGCGCAUACAAUACUCAAUGUAGAAUAACGUAUUAAAAUUUCUGAUCGAAUUGAUAUGUUUAUUACAAAAUGAAGCCAGGAAAAGUUUUUGUAAACAACAAGUCAAUGUACCAAACCCUGAAAUUGGUUCUUCCAACACCUGGAAAUUUCAAUUCGUUUGGUGCUUUGAAAUAGCUAAAUACAACUUCGAAGGUUUGACAAUGAAAACGCCAGGAUACACUGAGAACAUUGCUCUUUCUGCAAAUUUUUCGGAUAAUAUCUUAGCUUUGGCUUUUUCCAAUUAGAAAGAACUUUCCUUACACCCUUUAUAUUAAGUUUCAUAGAUUGAACUCUUGGUUAUGUAGUUCCCAUAUAAGUACGGGAUACUGGGUGUGUUCCCUGUGUGUGGAGGCCUCCAAGUAUACUUUAAGCAUGUAUUUCGUACUGGAAUUGACAGUAUUACGAUCAUGUAUUAUAUAAGCAGUUAUGUUUUUCUCCGAUUUAACUAGUUUUAAUAUAUCCGAUACUGAAUACAUUAACGUUAUGAAAGACGAAAUGCCCGGUACAAUGCAUGUUGUGAUGUUUCACACGAUAGUCACUUGACUUUAAAGCAUAAUUAUAGUAGUUUAUUCAUCCUAUCUAUAUGUAAAUACAUUUAAUUGUAUUAGAUAGAUUGGCGUGUAAAUAAUAUAUUUUAAGACAAAUUGCUGUAUAAAAUGAGAAACAUGUACAGUAGUUCUUGUAAAACAACUAAUUAUAAAGUUUUGCAUGUUUUUCUUUUUCAACAGAAGGAUUCUUUUAGAAUUUAGAGCAGACUCAAGUAUGCAAACGGUUCAUAUAUAUUACGACAGCAACUGAUUUGAGAAAUGUCAUCUUUGUUUCAAUAUAUGUCAUUACCUAAUACAUGUACAUGACUGUGUGUAUUUA
Molecule: messenger RNA, 4023 nt
Organism: Mercenaria mercenaria
Lineage: Eukaryota; Metazoa; Mollusca; Bivalvia; Venerida; Veneridae
Exons: 6
Coding region: 178-720 (180 amino acids)
Biological process (GO): apoptotic process
Source: RefSeq, a predicted model, not a curated record